Neltuma alba is the source of this 1413-nucleotide messenger RNA. RefSeq names its product probable CDP-diacylglycerol--inositol 3-phosphatidyltransferase 2. Gene Ontology annotation, biological process: phosphatidylinositol biosynthetic process. Gene Ontology annotation, cellular component: Golgi apparatus; membrane. The coding region runs from base 245 to 928 and encodes 227 amino acids. The record is from RefSeq and is a predicted model, not a curated record. The transcript is spliced from 12 exons. Lineage: Eukaryota; Viridiplantae; Streptophyta; Magnoliopsida; Fabales; Fabaceae. Gene Ontology annotation, molecular function: CDP-diacylglycerol-inositol 3-phosphatidyltransferase activity.
GAAAAGAAUUUAUGCGCUGACAGCGUGUCUCUCCCGCUGCUCCCCGCUUGUUAUUCGCUCCUCUGUAUCGCGACGCGGCUGCCCCAAAUCAGCAAUAUCUCCGCCCCUCGCCGGAAUCUGCUUGAUCCGAACUCACUCUAUUCUUCCGCGCCAUCUCACCGCAGCCCCUGUCGUCCGCCCAAACGGGGGUAAUUUUGAUCGUCGAGAUUGUACAUUUAAGGCAGGUUUUAGUGUAAAUCAUUCAAUGGCGAAAAGGCCUGGACCAAGACCUAGCAAAUUAUCAGUGUACCUUUACAUUCCUAAUAUCAUUGGAUACAUCCGGGUUCUUGUAAACUGUGCUGCCUUCUACCUAUGCUUCAGAAACAGAAUGCUUUUCUGUAUUCUCUAUUUUUUCAGCUUUGUCUGUGAUGCUGUGGAUGGUUGGUGUGCUCGCAAAUUUAACCAGGUGUCAACCUUUGGAGCUGUUCUGGACAUGAUAACAGACAGAAUCAGUACAGCUUGUCUACUUGUAAUUCUUUCCCAAGUAUACAAGCCUGGUCUGAUCUUCUUGUCACUGCUUGCCUUGGAUAUUGCAAGCCACUGGCUGCAAAUGUACAGCACUUUCUUGCUGGGCAAGGAUAGUCAUAAAGAUGUAAAGGACAGCACUAGCUGGCUUUUUAGGGCAUAUUAUGGGAAUAGGAUGUUUAUGGCUUACUGUUGUGUCUCCUGUGAGGUCCUUUACUUAAUCCUAUUUCUUCUGUCAGAGAAUCAAACAGACAAAUUGGUGGAUGUGUUAGCGAGUAGUCUGCAAAAGAUAUCAAUAGUUUCUUUCCUGGUUGGUACUAGUUUAUUUGGAUGGGCGAUCAAGCAAGUUGUAAAUAUCAUUCAGAUGAAGACAGCGGCAGAUGUGUGUGUGCUUCACGACAUUGAGAAAAAGCAAAAACGCUAAUGCUUUUUGCAUGACCAUGAAUCACUAGAAUGAGGAAUGAUUUGAUGUCCGGCUUUUUCUAUGAAGAUGUUUGUUUUAUGCCAUGCCCUGGCCCCGUCCACUGCGCCUUCAGGCGAAGGGAUUUUAAAGUAACUGGAAUUGGUUUAGUUUCAACCAUUUGUAAUGAAAGAAAAAACAAGGUUAAAUUGGUGUACUCUGCUUUACAUGUGCUGGUAAAUUCUUCGGAGAACUAGGCUGAGUUCGGGCAAAGUUGUGAUGGCUGUGCACUUCAUGUCACGGCUAAUUUGAUUAAGAGAACUCACAAAUUAGUCUUCGAAUAUGCAUGUCUAUUUAGCUGUAAUUUCUGAACCUUUGGAGUGCUAGAUUAGAGUAAAUCCGGUAGAAAUCCGGCCAACUGUGAAUUAUUUCAAUGGCUGGCAUACAAAUUUCGAUAUUGUUAACUGAUAUACUUGUCGCAUUAAUGUGUACAUAAUUAUUAUUUUCUA